AUGGAACAUGAAACAAAAAGUUUUGAUGAGAAAGAAGAAUAUAAAAAACUUUUUAAAAUUCGUGAUGAAAUAUUUAUGAAUAUGCAAGCAACCAUGCAAUCAUCUGGAAUGGAGUUUUUUAAUUCAAAUAUGAAGAUUAAGCCUCCUUUAAUAAAAUCAAAAUCGUUAGGGCCCCAAAGAUAUCCUCAAACCUUAUCAAAGACAUUUUUGAAGUAUAAACAAUUACCAAGUCCUUCUGCAGAUGUUUCUUUAGAAGAUGAUAGAAGCAGACUUGAACGAAUGCUUCGUGCAAGGAUUGAGAAGAGGAAAGCAGAUGCUAAGUUAUUAAUGGAGCAAGGACCAUCUAAAAAGCAUAUUGAACAAAAAACAUUUUCAAGUCAAAUUCAUUAUAAAAAAAAUAUAAAAACAUGGGAUGAGAUAAAACAAAACAAAGAAGCAUCUAAUUGCGAUAUGAUUUUUUCUCCUUCAGAUAUUCAGAAGGAUUCAUCUCCUGACCUUAAACAUACUCAGAAAUUAUCGGUAUCUAAAUCUUUUGCUUACCAUAACGAAGAAUCAAAAUAUAAUGAAACAUACAAUGAAAAUAAUGAACAGGCCAUUGACUUUUCUUCAUCCUCUAUGGCUAUUCCAGGAUUAAGAGUUUCUGCCCAUAUUUGUGAAGAAAAUAUAGGAAAAUCUACAAUGCCUACAAUAACACAAAAUGUAAAAGAAAAUACACGCAAUAAUAAAGUUAUAUCGGGUAACUCAUCUAUCAAAUCUCCCAGUUUAUCUUUAGAAUCUAAAUUAACAUCUCAUGAUUUUCAAACAUAUGAGUCAAACAUACAAAACACAUCAAGAUCAUCUUCUUUUGAAUAUAAACCACGAUCGCCGACUUCUCGUCCUCAUUUAUCUCUUCUAUCAUCCCCUAAAGUAGCAGAAAAUAUUGAUGAAUCAGAAAAAUUAACAGAAACUAAAUCUGUUUCAGAAUCAAAAUUACAUUAUUCUCAUAUAACUAAAGAAAAUUCGAAGAUUGAAGAUGAAGCGAAAAAUUUAAAGGAAAACAAAAGGAUAGAUUGUUAUACAGAACAAGGCGAUACAUCCAACUCAACUAAACAACAUCCUUAUGAACCUUACAAACAAAUAACCUCUCCAAGGCCAAUGCAUUGGAAACGUGAUUUUUAUCCAUAUUAUCAAAGACGAUCUACACCUACAUGGCAUGGUCCACAAAAUUAUUCAGGCCAUUUUCUGCCGAGAGAUGACCCAUCCACAUAUUAUCAGGAUAGAUCAUAUUUUUCUGCACAUCCUCCACCAUCAAUUGGAUUACAUAAUCUUUACACUGGUCCGUAUGACUAUGAUCCAUAUUAUAUCUCGGAAUUCCCACCAAUAAGGCCAUCUUUAUCACCACGAAUGACUCAUCUUUAUCCAUCACAUUCAAUUCAUUUUCCACAUGCUUCACCGUUUCAUCAAUCUCCAUCUUUGCAUAGAUACGCUCAUGAUAAAUAUUUCACACCCGCAUAUCUACCUCAUCCAUAUUUACUGCAUCAUUCGCCUCGAUAUGAUGAUUCAAUGACUUUUUCUCACGAUUCUGGUCAUUUUUAUCAACCUUCACGAAACACUUGCGAAUGGGAAAAUCUACGAAACUGUGAUUUAUCUAUAGAACAUUCUACAUCUUAUCCAUUGAGUUUUAGGGAACAAUAUGAAACAAUAUUACCCUAUGAAACAUAUCUACAUACUGAGCAAUCUAGUCUAGAUACAAAACAUUCUAUCAAUGAUAGAAACAACGAAUCAACUAAUUGGAACCGUGUUCGUUGAUUCAAUUGGAAC
Molecule: messenger RNA, 1800 nt
Organism: Pneumocystis murina B123
Lineage: Eukaryota; Fungi; Ascomycota; Pneumocystomycetes; Pneumocystales; Pneumocystaceae
Exons: 2
Coding region: 1-1788 (595 amino acids)
Source: RefSeq, a predicted model, not a curated record